This is a messenger RNA of Ananas comosus (pineapple), 1159 nucleotides long. Its product is annotated as 39S ribosomal protein L46, mitochondrial. Gene Ontology annotation, cellular component: mitochondrial large ribosomal subunit. Gene Ontology annotation, molecular function: structural constituent of ribosome. The record is from RefSeq and is a predicted model, not a curated record. NCBI's taxonomy places the organism in Eukaryota, Viridiplantae, Streptophyta, Magnoliopsida, Poales, Bromeliaceae. Bases 79 to 813 code for a protein of 244 amino acids. The transcript is spliced from 6 exons.
GAGAGGUUCUCUGGGAGAUACCCAAGGAGGAAGAGAGAGAGAGAGAGAGAGAGAGAGAGAGAGAGAGAGGGUGGGGAAAUGCUUCGAUCCGCUCCGCCCCUCUUCCGAUCCCUCCGAUCGCUAGGGUUUUGCACGUUGACGUCGACGAGCGGCGGCGGUGGCGGCGGUGGAUCGCCGGAGAAGAUCGUCGCCGCCGUCCUAUUCGAGCGGCUCCCCGUCGUCGUCCCCAAAAUCGACCCUGUCGUCUACGCCUUCCAAGAGUUCUCGUUUCGGUGGAGGCAACAGUAUCGGAGGAAGUACCCGGAUGAAGUGUUGGGAAAAGCCGAUGCAAGGGGAAAAGGUGACUAUCAGAUUGAUUAUGUUCCUGCUCCACGAAUCACAGAAGCUGAUAAAACAAAUGACCGAAAGUCAUUGCAGAGAGCACUUGAUAGAAGGCUUUAUCUUCUCCUGUACGGUACCCCGUUGGGAGCUCCUGAUGGUAAACCUGUUUGGCAUUUUCCUGAAAAAGUUCAUGAAAAUGAAGAGACUUUGAGAUUGUGUGCAGAAUCAGCACUAAAAUCUGUACUUGGAGGACUUCAUCAUACAUAUUUUGUUGGAAAUGCUCCUAUGGCUCAUAUGGUUGUAGAACCAAAAGAAGGCUCGCCAGAUUCUCUAUCAUUUAAGCGGUUCUUCUUCAAAUCACAAGUGAUCGGUACGAAUAAGCUUCACAUCGGUAAGUGCAAGGACUAUGAGUGGGUAACCAAGGACGAGUUGCUCGAAUGCUUUCCGGAGCAUGCGUCCCUUUUUGAUAAGAUGAUCAUUCACAUAAGAUAACUGCGUCCUUGUUUGUUUUUCUUGGAGAUGGUAUUGUGGCCUUUUAGGAUCAGCACCCUUCAGUUGCUAUGGCUCAGACAUUGGCUCACGAGUUGCCUAUGGAUAAAUGGAACGAGUUAAAGGAGGAGAGGCUUAAAUCAUAUCUUUGGGGAACUCCCAAUGUGUUGUUGUUCGAUUUCUUUUUCAGUUAGAUUACAGUUUAUCUUAGCCGGCAGUUACUGGCGGUGACAUUCAGCUGAAGUUUUGAUGCUUCUGGGUAUUGUAGGCUAUGUUUUAAUACUUUAUCAACAAUAUGUAUACCUUUGCAUUUUUUUAUGCACAACUAAACUUUUUUCUUUUCUCUUCA